UGCCAAGUUUGAGAGAAGAUGCUGUCCUGAGGUUUUACUGUCACAUGGCUUUGAUUGCUUUGUGAUGGAGGCGCUUACUACCUGGAUGGGCAGACACAAGGAAAGAACACUGAACAGCCAGGAGGUGUGAAUAAAGGUUGCUUGUGGAAGUUAGACCAAAUAGCAGGAAGGUAUUACAGCAAAAUGGAUUUGGGAAAGGACCAAUCUCGCUUGAAACGCCGUCAGACACCUAAUCCUCGUCAAGAAGAGAACCAUGUUCCAGAAGUCACUGGAACUUGGAAUUUGCGAAACAGAGAGCAACUCAGAAAAAGGAAAGCUGAAGCACAAGAGAAGCAAAAUUUGCAGUGGCAUUUUGGAGAGAAAAAAUGCAAGCGGCCAAGGACAGGAAAAGGAAACAAAAGAGGCAGAAAGAGACGACAAAGUACAGAACUGAAGGAGGAACCUCAGUCACAAUUUAAAAAAGACACAAUGGAGAAAUCACUGGUACCUACGGAGAAAGAAACUGAACCACCUAAGAGUAUAACUGACGUGCUGUCUCUGCUAGCCUCUCCCAAAAAAGUUAUGCCUGAGACACAAUUUUCUGCAGUGGAUCAAGAAAACAUACAUCAGGAUUAUUCUUCUGAGUUACAAGAAACAGUUGUACAAAACCACCCUUCUGAAACAUGCCAAGAUGUGGCUGAACCUGAAGUCCUCUCUCCUACAAUGUACCAGGAAACGGCCGUGAUUCAAGGCCAUUCUUCCAUAAUGUGCCCUGAUACAGCUGAACCUGAAGACCUCUCUCCUACAACGUGCCAAGAAAUGGCCGUGAUUCAAGGCCAUUCUUCCAUAAUGUGCCCUGAUACAGCUGAACCUGAAGAUUUCACUUCUACAAUGUGCCAGGAAACAGCUGUACUUCAAAACCAUCCUUCCAGAAUGUGCCCUGAUGCAGCUGAACCUAAAGCCCUCUCCUCUACAAUGUGCCAAGAAACAACUGUAGUCAAAGUCCUUCCUUCUAAAACAUCUGAAGACAUAGCUGACCUGGAAGCAUGCUCUCUUGAAGCAUUCUCCAAACCAGAUAUGCCUAAAGGGUAUGCUCUUGAGACAUACCAAAAGAGAGGUGAACCUGAGGAAUACAAUUCUGAACCAGAACAAGGAAUGGCUGAGAUUGAAAGCUUCUUUCCUAAGACACAAGAAAUAGCUGUGCCUAAAGACCUUUCUACAAAGACACACCAAGAAACAGUUGAACCUGAACACUUCUCUCAUGAAACAUAUAAAGAAAUUGCUGUGCCUAAAGCAUUCUCUCAUAACACAACCCAAGAAGUGCCUGCUCUUGAGGAAUAUCCUCCUGAAAUACACCAAGAAACACCUGCUCCUGAGGAAGGCUCACCUGAAAUAUACCAAGAAACACCUGUGCCUGAGGAAGGCUCACCUGAAACAUACAAAGAAACACCUGUGCCUGAGGAAGGCUCACCUGAAAUAUACCAAGAAACACCUAGGCCUGAGGAAGGAUCACCUGAGAUAUGCCAAGAAACACCUGGGCCUGAAGACUAUUCACCUGAAAUAUACCAAGAAACACCUGGGCCUGAAGAUCUUUCUACUAAGGCAUGUAAAAAUAAGGACCUGCCCAAAGAAUGCUUUCCAGAACCACAUCAAGAAACAGGUGGGCCCCAAGGCCAGGAUCCUAAAGCGCACAAGGAGGACACUAAGGAUGUUUAUACUUUUCCUCGAGAAAUGAGAGAAAAACCCAAAGCGGAAGAACCAGAGACACCAGCAAUUGCAAAUGUUCCUCAAGAAAUUCAUCCAGAAAAUGACGUCUUUAGUUAUGUUUUGUUUUAACAAUGCUCAACCAUCAAUAGUUGUCCAACAAAAUACACAUCUUAAUAUAUUACAUGUGUGAUUUUUUCAAAACACUGUAGAUCUCUACAAUACUCAUUAAUAUUUUUACGUUGUUUUCUUUUUUUCAUGUAUAGACUCUGAGAGAAUGAAGGUAUUUUUUUCAGGCUCUGUUACAUAGAUGAUAUCCUGCUAGUGUGUGCGUGUUGUGUGUGUGUGUGUGUGUGUGUGUGUAUACAUAUAUGCAUAUUGGGGUGAGGAUAGUGGUGGGGGAGAGAGAGAAACGGGAAAGGAAUGGCUGAAUAAUUGAUCAACCAUCAAGAACCUUUAAUUCUUCUAUAUUUUAUUUAUUUUUUCCUUGGUUAAUUCUUAAAAGUUGAGAAAAUAGGGGCACCUGG
Molecule: messenger RNA, 2210 nt
Organism: Neogale vison (American mink)
Lineage: Eukaryota; Metazoa; Chordata; Mammalia; Carnivora; Mustelidae
Gene: HEMGN
Product: hemogen
Exons: 6
Coding region: 184-1815 (543 amino acids)
Biological process (GO): cell differentiation; regulation of osteoblast differentiation
Cellular component (GO): nucleoplasm
Source: RefSeq, a predicted model, not a curated record